CAGCUGCUUUUACAUCCCUCUCUACUAUUGGUAUCCACCUCUACCGCCGUCUACCUCCCUCUUUUGCACUACACAUCGACAAAUAUGGUCCCGCCCAACUCUACUGGCCUAGGUCUCAAUGGAUUCCAUUCCCCAAAGACACAGCCGCUCUCUUUCGGUCAAGACAGCCAACGGCAGCUGUGUCUCGCUCCUUAAUGAUGACUUGUCCUGCGAUUCGCGCCGUUGCUCCUCCGUGCCCGAGCUGACACCACAGCACUCUCCAGCACCCUACUCAUCAUGCAUGCACUCGCCCACCCGUCUUCCUUCGCUUUCGGCACUGAUCGAGGCCGUCAACAUCGUCAGCCCACGGCCUGCCAUCUACCCGACCUACUCCACCUCGACAUCUCCAACCAUGAGCUCACAGUGCUGCGAUCAGCCUACACAGAAGCCCCCCGCCAAGCGCAAGUACCGGUGCUCGUUCCCGGGCUGCGAAAAGGCAUUCACAACCUAGCGGCCACUUGUCACGGCACUACCGCAUCCACACAGGCGAGAAAAACUACCACUGCCUUUACCCCGGCUGCACAAGCAGGUUCUCGCGCCAAGAC
Molecule: messenger RNA, 584 nt
Organism: Linderina pennispora
Lineage: Eukaryota; Fungi; Kickxellomycota; Kickxellomycetes; Kickxellales; Kickxellaceae
Exons: 1
Coding region: 119-490 (123 amino acids)
Source: RefSeq, a predicted model, not a curated record